This is a messenger RNA of Mollisia scopiformis, 489 nucleotides long. RefSeq lists its product as uncharacterized. The transcript has a single exon. The record is from RefSeq and is a predicted model, not a curated record. Bases 1 to 489 code for a protein of 162 amino acids. Lineage: Eukaryota; Fungi; Ascomycota; Leotiomycetes; Helotiales; Mollisiaceae.
AUGGCAAACGCAAUGUUUGAUGUCCUCCCAGCAAACCAAAGCGCAAGGGGAAUCCCCAUCGAACCUUCAAGCUUAGCAUUUAAGAUCGGCUCCCUCACCAAGAGCACAAAUUCAUCUUUAUAUAGUGCAAGAUAUUAUCCUACUACGAUACAACACAACGCUGCGUUCCUGGAAUUCGUGUCUCACCAAACUGCUCUAGAAGCCAGAGUCUCGUUGGAGGACUGGGCAAGCUAUUUAAACCAAACUCAAUGGGAAAGGACGAAGUUGGACCCACAAGAUAUUUUUGCCGUCUUAGAUGCAUUAGUGUGUUGUGUAAAGUCGGGCCUCGAAAAUAGCCUACGUAUUCAGAGGAGUUACAGAGAUGAGAAUCAGAUCUUGUUUCUGGUGCAGCAGAUGAGGAUCAAGAUCUUACGAUGUUUGGGAAAAGCGGACCUUGGGAGGGAGAUGGCAGAUGAAGAGGAGCUCGUGAUGCUGAUGCAGAGGACAUGA